AUGGCGAGUUCUAAACGUCAGUUUGAUGGGUUUGCUGGCAUAGUGCUAGUAGCGCCCUUCACCUCCUUGCCCCAACUCCUCAAGACAUACAAAAUUGGUGGCAUCUUCCCCGUCCUAAAACCACUACAAUCCUACCCCAGAAUAGCAAACUUUCUCACAUCUCGCAUCAUCGAUCAAUGGCCCACACUUCUCCGUCUGCGGACUUUGAUCUCGGCACCUUCCAGCAAGAAGAACGGGUUCCGCAUCACCCUCCUACACGCGCGCAACGACCAGGAUAUCACGUACUGGGAAUCCGAAGCCUUGUUCGAGCCACUGGCUUCUCAGAUGCUGGGAGAGGAAGGUGUUGUCGCAGAGGAAGAAAGAAGGACGAUUCAGGGUGGUGAUAGAGUGAAGAGGGGGGCUUUUGCGUAUAAGAAGGUGGAGGAUGAUAAGGGGCAUAGAAUGGUGGAGCUGGAGGUUGUAAGGUUUGGUGGGCACAACGAGGUUGUUGGGUGGACGCAGGUUAGUCUUGCGGUUAGGAGAGCCUUUGCGAGGAAGACGUUGAGGCCGGGUUUAGACGUGGAGUAA
This is a messenger RNA of Alternaria postmessia, 567 nucleotides long. RefSeq lists its product as uncharacterized. The record is from RefSeq and is a predicted model, not a curated record. Lineage: Eukaryota; Fungi; Ascomycota; Dothideomycetes; Pleosporales; Pleosporaceae. The transcript has a single exon. The coding region runs from base 1 to 567 and encodes 188 amino acids.